AUGCUUGGUCAAAGUAGUAGCAGCAGCAGUACUGCUGCACAUGCACCAGUAUUGCCACCUGCAUCUGGAGAAUUGAGUCAGCUACUACAAGCUAAUAAACAAUGGGCUAGUAAAGUCGCCAGAGAGAAGCCAGGAUUUUUUCAUGAUUUAUCGAUUGGUCAAAAACCAGAGAUAUUAUGGAUUGGAUGCAGUGAUUCUCGUGUGCCGCCGACUGAUCUAGUUCAACUCGGUCCCGGUGACAUGUUUGUCCACCGAAACAUUGCCAACGUUGUCGUGCACAGCGACUUGAACCUCCUCUCAGUAAUACAGUACGCAGUAGACGUACUAAAAGUUAAACAUAUCAUAGUCUGUGGGCAUUACGGAUGUGGAGGCGUGCUAGCAGCCAUGGGCAACCACCAAUACGGCCUCAUCGACAACUGGCUACGAGCAAUCAAAGACACAUACAUGAUUUACCGAUCAAAGAUUGAAUCUCUGACAGAUCCAAAAGAACGUGCUGAACUGCUGAUUGAAUUGAAUGUGAUUCGGUCUGUGCAGGCGGUCUGUCAUACGACUAUUGUGCAGAAUGCGUGGGCGAGAGGGCAGCCUAUAUCUGUGCAUGGAUGGUGCUAUCGGUUGAGUGAUGGUGUUAUUCGGGAUUUGAAACUCUGUGUUAAGGGUUUGAAUGAAAUUGAUGACGUGUACAACCUCGUUGCCGAUGAAAAGGCAUAA
Messenger RNA from Synchytrium microbalum, 708 nucleotides. RefSeq names its product carbonic anhydrase (gene NCE103). The record is from RefSeq and is a predicted model, not a curated record. Gene Ontology annotation, molecular function: carbonate dehydratase activity; zinc ion binding. The coding region runs from base 1 to 708 and encodes 235 amino acids. Gene Ontology annotation, biological process: carbon utilization. NCBI's taxonomy places the organism in Eukaryota, Fungi, Chytridiomycota, Chytridiomycetes, Synchytriales, Synchytriaceae. The transcript is spliced from 6 exons.